AAUCGGUCUUGAAAGAACUGACUGUCUCAAUUGUGCACGAGGGAUCUCAAAGCAUUGAUGAAAGACAGCGGCGGAGCAGCGCAAGCAGCGACUUGCAGACUGCGACAGCGGGACAGAGCGGCAAUUAAAUGUAAAACGACUGAUUUCACCGCGUUUUCGAAGUACUACAGCCCUGUUCCUAUCAUGAAUGACUAGAUGACGAAGAGGAACCAGGGAAAGGAAGAGUGGAGGUUCGCUUCUCUCAUCACGGGGUGCCGGUGAAAGAGGGGUAACAUUGGUCAAAAACGUAAAAAGAGAAUAACCGCACCAUUAUCAGUCGCGUCUGUCUGUCGUGAGAUGACAAAGGUUCAUUGAAGCGGCGGAUCAUGUCUCAGAAGAAGAUAUUCCUGGUCAUUGUGGCGAUCAGUACCGUCAGUCUACUGCUGCACCAUGGGGGCCACUUCAGCUGGACGAUGGAAGCCCUUCACCUGGGCUGCCCGUCGCUGCGCACCCACCCGUCCUUCUCUCUCAAGCCCAAACACACCAACGUAGCCUUUCUCAAGACGCACAAGACGGCCAGCACCACCAUGCAGAAUCUGCUCUUCCGCUUCGCCGAGCACCACAACCUGACCGUGGCGCUCCCUGUGCAGGCCUGCGGACACCAGUUCUGCUACCCGCGCACCUUCAGCACCCACCUCGUCCACCCACACACCCUGCCACCCAACGUGGUCACCAGCCACAUGCGCUUCAACCAUGCCGAGAUGCAGCGCCUCAUGCCUAACGAUACCAUCUACGUGACCAUACUUCGAGAACCAGGGUCCAUGUUUGAAUCGUUGUUCAGCUACUAUAACCAGUACUGUCAGAGUUUUAAGAGAGUUCCCAACGGGUCUCUGGAGGCGUUUCUGGACGAACCGUGGCGGUACUACCGUCCGGACGAGAAUGACUCCAUGUAUGCCCGUAACACUCUGACUUUUGACCUUGGCGGGGACAAGGACCAUCCGGAGGCGGACGUGGCUGCGUAUGCCCGGGCCUUCGUGGCCAAGACGGAGCGCGUCUUCUCCCUGGUGAUGAUCGCUGAGUACUUUGAUGAGUCGCUGAUCCUCCUCCGCCAUCUCCUCUCCUGGGAUCUGGAAGAUAUGCUCUAUGUCAAGCUCAACAUGCGGACGUCCGGCUCCAAGCACAGCCUCUCGCCGGGCCUCCCCGCCAAGAUCCGCGUCUGGAACAACCUGGAUGCACGCCUCUAUGACCACUUCAACACCUCGCUGUGGCACCAGCUGGCAGCCCUGGGCCCAGCAUGCGUGGCCAGGGAGCUGCGGCUGCUCCGCAGGGCCCAGGAGAAGCUGGUGAGGGGCUGCUUCGGUGGAGGGCUCCCCCAGCUCCGCUCGGCUGCCCAGAUCAAGAACAAGGAGCUGCGGCCGUGGCAGCCCAGCGCAAAGGUGGACAUCGUGGGCUAUGAUCUGCCGACCAACACCAAUGCUACACGGCCCGGAAGCCUGGCCCACGAGCUGUGUCUUAAGCUCAUCAUGCCCGAGGUCCAGUACACCAGGGUCCUGCUACGAUCGCAGUCGCUACGCUACCGACGAAGCUACCCCCUCCGCUCCCCUCAGCCCCAGCAGCCCAUACGGUCGGUCCUAUCGCGUCGCCAACAUGUGGGGAUGCAGCCGAUGCACCGGCAGGCCCCUCCUCCUGGACCUGAUCCUGCCUUGAGCCCCACAGCCACUCCUCGACCCCCAGGGACCCAGAGCAGGGCCACCAGGGUGGGACUAAGGUCCCCGGGCCCCCAGAGGAAGACACCAUAACUUAAGACUGGGCUCCAGCCUUUAAUAUAGAAUGAAUACAGACAGACAGACAGACAGACAGACAGACAGACAGACAGACAGACAGACAGACAGACAGACAGACAGACAGACAGACAGACAGACAGACAGACAGACAGAC
Messenger RNA from Oncorhynchus gorbuscha (pink salmon), 1917 nucleotides. Its product is annotated as galactose-3-O-sulfotransferase 3-like. Gene Ontology annotation, biological process: glycolipid biosynthetic process. Gene Ontology annotation, cellular component: membrane. The record is from RefSeq and is a predicted model, not a curated record. Gene Ontology annotation, molecular function: galactosylceramide sulfotransferase activity. NCBI's taxonomy places the organism in Eukaryota, Metazoa, Chordata, Actinopteri, Salmoniformes, Salmonidae. The transcript is spliced from 3 exons. Bases 366 to 1778 code for a protein of 470 amino acids.